Molecule: messenger RNA, 5029 nt
Organism: Pungitius pungitius (ninespine stickleback)
Lineage: Eukaryota; Metazoa; Chordata; Actinopteri; Perciformes; Gasterosteidae
Product: potassium channel subfamily K member 13
Exons: 3
Coding region: 434-1729 (431 amino acids)
Biological process (GO): potassium ion transmembrane transport; stabilization of membrane potential
Cellular component (GO): plasma membrane
Molecular function (GO): outward rectifier potassium channel activity; potassium ion leak channel activity
Source: RefSeq, a predicted model, not a curated record
GAGGCAGGGUCCCUCCUUACUGCGCGUCAUAGCAACACUCACACAAGGCGGUGGAGAUGAAAUGCGGGGACGUUAGACUCGCGCUGUAGAUAGUAGAAGAAGAAAGUGUGUAUCCAUCAAUAAUCCCCGUGGGGAAGUGAUUCUCUGCACUUAACCCAUCCCACCCAGUGGGAGCAAUGGGCAGUUCGGCUUUAGGCGUCUUGCUCGGGGACACUCCGACCCAGGACAUUGAGCAGCCGCGGCUGUACGCUCGCUCGCCAAAUGCCCAAUCAACAGACUUGGGAGAAAUCGAUCAUGAUCUACCACAACAACAAUUCCAUUGUAUUGCGCAGGACUUUUCUGCCGCAAAACAUCUAGUCGCCGUCUCUUCUUUUGGGAACACCAUGCCACAGGUGGCGACCAGCAGCUGCAUCGCCGUAACCACAGCAGCAUAAUGGCAUGCAGGAGCGGUUCCUGCUGCGGCUCCGGUCCUAUCAACGAGGACAACGCGAGGUUCCUGCUGCUGGCUCUCUUCAUCAUCAUCUACCUCCUGUGCGGAGCCGCGGUCUUCUCCGCGCUGGAGCAGCCGAAGGAGCGCGAGGCGAAGGAGCGCUGGGCACAGAGGUUCGAGCACUUCAGUCAGAGGCACAACCUGAGCAAGAAAGACCUGAAUAACUUCCUGAGGGACUACGAGGAGGCCAACCUGGCGGGCAUCCGUGUGGAUACGGUCCGACCUCGAUGGGACUUCACCGGCGCGUUUUACUUCGUGGGAACUGUGGUGUCGACCAUUGGCUUUGGGAUGACCACUCCUGCCACCAUUGGAGGAAAAGUCUUCCUGAUGGUCUACGGUCUACUCGGCUGCGCAGCCACCAUACUCUUCUUCAACCUCUUCCUAGAGCGGGUCAUCACCGUCAUCGCCGUGGUCCUAAAGUCGUGUCACGAACGACGACAUAACAAAGCUGUGCUGCCUCCAAAUGGCCACCAGGUCUCCGGGGGAAACGGAGCAGACGGAGCUGGGGGAGAUGGAGGAGUAAAAGGACAGGAUCUGGCUGGCUGGAAGCCUUCGGUCUACUGCGUCAUGCUCAUUCUAGGAGCGGCAGCCAUCUUGGUGUCCUGCUGUGCCUCGUUCAUGUACACGGCAGCAGAGGGAUGGGGCUAUCUGGACUCGCUCUACUUCUGCUUUGUAGCCUUUAGCACCAUUGGUUUCGGAGACAUGGUGAGCAGCCAACGGGUCGUCUACGAGGGCCACGCCAUGGUCGCGUACCGGCUGGGCAACUUCUUCUUCAUCCUGACCGGGGUCUGCUGCAUCUACUCCCUCUUCAACGUCAUCUCCAUUGUCAUCAAGCAGGUCCUCAACUGGAUGCUAAUGAGGCUGGAGGCGCCCUGCCGCUGCUGUUUGCCCAGUAGGGGUCACCGGCGACCCCGGCGGAACGUGGUGGCCCCGGGUCACCUCCGCGCCCGCAGGGACCCCUCCAUCGAGACAGAUGCCAUCAACGAAAGCGAGACUGACGCUGGGCGCAGGAUGUCUGGGGAGAUGAUCUCCAUGAGGGACUUCCUGGCAGCCAACAAGGUGAAUCUGGCAAUUAUGCAGAAGCAGCUUUCGGAGAUGGCCAUCGGACACCCGCGACAGUCCGCCUCCGGUUCACGCCAGAACGGCUUCUCGGGAGGGGUGGGCGCCCUGGGCAUCAUGAACAACCGGCUGGCCGAAACGAGCGUUGACAGACCGGAGAACCGCCUGAAUCCUUUCUAAAGGUUACAAAAGGAUGACGGGACGAGACGUGUGGGGACAAAUUGACCCGGAGGACGGCCUCCCUGGAACACAGGAGAAUGUACAAGACUGAACUCGUUGCUCCGUCGUCUUAUCUUUGACAAGCAAGCCGACCUGCAGCAGCCACCCACUUCCUUGUCAAGAACAAGGCUCCAUGAAAGAUGCAUGGUGGUUUGCUGGAGACUCACAUCUGGACGAGGCUCAGUGUGCCGGAAUGUUCUCCCGUGAGGAUGUCAGUUUCCAUGGUAAUAUAAUAAGCCUGCCUUGAGCCCCUGUAUCUCUGCCUAAAAGAUAUCACGCGCUACAUGCUUCUUCACACCCCGACUUCCACGCAUUCAUUUUACCUCACAGUACUCAUUCCCGCUUCUUGGCUGAAAAAAAUACAUAAAAAUAGCUUCAUGUAAAUGCAGAAUACUGUGUUUUAUAAUUAUUAAAGUUCAAAUGGAACAAUCUGAAUAGGUCAACGGCACUGUCAGUGGUUCACCUCAUCUGUGACUCAGACACACAUUAUUCCCAUCCAUAUGAUUUAACAUUGAAAAGGCUCCCUGCUUCCAUUCAUUAUCAGCACAAAAGGAAAACCAAGCCCAUCAAAGAACCUCACAAGGACCAAGCAGACGUGUUCAGGUUCACCUGUUAUGUGAGAAGCCUACUGUUAACUCUGUCCAUUAUCCAAGCAUGGACACAGACAUGAGGACAUUUUCACUCCCCGAUGUUGCUAUCGUUUGAUUUGAGCUCAGCGUCGAUUGGUUGUAGUCUUGAUUUAGUGCAGUACACAAAAGGACAAGAACAUUGCCAACAUUGCCCAUAAAUGCCGGUGGAGGGACUGACUUCGGUGUAACCUGCAAGGGGCCAAGCAGGAGGCCACUGAUUUAGUGCAAUGGUCCUUAUUCUCACUGUAAAUGUACGUAUGUCAUGGUGAGAAUCCUGCAGGCUCACCAGCUGAGCUUUAGGCGUCAGUGGGUCUGAUGUCCACAGAACAAUGGAAAGAAUGUGCUACAAUCCUUCUGUACGGGGUUUGCAUGUUUUUUUUUCCAGGAUGAUUUCCAAUUGUUGUUAGAAUACUACAUCUGUGAGUCAUCUGUUGCUAAAUCCCUUUCAGUUCCCAAUACAAACUGAGAAGAAGGAAGUGUGAUUCGGCAUCAAUGAAACAUAUGCAGAAUGAAGAAUGUGUGAAGAAUGAAAAAUGUGUUUGUAUAAAAAGAAAGAAACGCAAGGUAAGGAAGUUUAGAUUCCAGCCACAAGUCUCUUUGGCGGAUAUCUCAAAGGAUUUGUAGUCAUAAAGAAUCUGAUACAUGGUGGCUGUUUUAAAUCUGUCUGUACACUAAGAAAAGACUUGAAUCCAGGCAAGGCAAGGCAAGGCCAGUUUAUUUGUAUAGCGCUUUUCAUACACAAGGCAGACUCAAAGUGCUUCACAUCAUGUCAUGUCAUACAAUAAAGUGGAAGAAAAUGCAAGAAUUAAAAGAGAAUUUAAAAACAGCAAAUAAAAUUGUAAAUAUAAAAAGAAUUCAAAGUUACAGUGCAGAGUGAGAUAUUAAAAUCAUAUUAAAAUUGUUUAAUUAAAGGUUAAAAGGGCAAUGUAGGUAAAAUUUAGCAGAAGGCGAAGGUGAACAUAAAAGUUUUCAGUCUUGUUUUAAACGUGGUCAGAGUUGGGGCGAGUCUUAAAUCUUCAGGUAGUUUAUUCCAGCUGUUUGUUGCAUAGUAACUAAAUGAUGCUUUCCCAUGAUUUGUAUUUACUCUGGGAAUCACUAACAGAGUGGUGUCAGACGAUCUUAGUGAUCUUGAAGGCGUAUGUAGUGGAAGCAUAUCAGUGAUAUACUUUGGCCCUAAACCAUGUAGUGAUUUAUAUGUGAGCAGUAGGAUUUUGAAAUUAAUUCUCUGACAUACUGGGAGCCAAUGUAAGGAUUUAAGAAUUGGUGUAAUGUGCUCACAUUUUUUGGUCUUUGUUAGCACUCUAGCAGCAGCGUUCUGGACAAGCUGGAGCUGCCUGACAUUUUUUUUUUGGAAGACCUGCAAGGAGACCAUUACAAUAGUCCAGCCUACUAGUUAGAAAGGCAUGUACAAGUGUUUCUAAGUCUUGAGCUGACAUGAGCCCUCUAAGUCCUGCUACAUUUUUGAGGUGAUAAUAGGCAGAUUUUGUUACUGAUUUGAUGUGACUCUGUAAAUCUGAAUCCAUAAUAACCCCCAGAUUUCUGGCUUUAUUUGAUGUUUUCAGGGACACAGAGUGAAGGUGUUGGGUUACUUUAAACCUUACUUUUUUAGCACCAAAUACAAUGAUCUCAGUUUUGUCUUCAUUUAGUUGUAGGAAAUUUUGACACAUCCAGUCUUUGAUUUGAUCAAUGCACUGGCACAGAAAAUCGAUGGGGCUAUAGUCGUUUGGUGAUAGCGCUACAUAGAUUUGGGUGUCAUCAGCGUAGCAAUGGUGGCUAAUUUUAUUAUUUUGCAUGAUUUGUCCUAGUGGGAGCAUGUAGAUGUUGAAUAAAGUCGGCCCUAAGAUCGAACCCUGGGGGACUCCACACGUUACGUCGUUUGGUUCUGAUACGAAGUCACCAAUGGAAACAAAAUAGUUCCUGUCUUGUAGAUAUGACCCGAACCAGCUUAAGACUGUGCCUGAGAGCCCCAGCCCCAGUUUUCCAACCUGUACAAAAGUAUUGAGUGGUCGACAGUAUCAAAUGCAGCACUGAAGUCUAAUAACAUUAAUAUUGGAGCUUUGCCAGAGUCUGUGUUCAGACGGAUGUCAUUUACAACUUUAAUAAGGGCCGUCUCAGUGCUAUGAAGAGGUCGAAAUCCUGACUGGAAUCUAGCAGCCUUAAUACAAACUGCAAAGAUGUUGCUUUGCCAUGGCCUUGCAAAUGCAGUCUGCCCAUACACAAACACACACAAACACACACACUCAGGCGAAGGUGUCGCUACACUUUGAAUAAACGCCUGUUUGUCCAUUUGAACACUCUAAUGGAACAUUCAGUGUGGUUUUAUUCUGCUGUGCAGCAGAGGAGGUCUCGUUGUUGCACUGCCAUUCAUGGCUCAGCAGUAAUAUUGAUUAUCAUGUUCACAAAAGAUUUGAAAACACUGUACCUUAGUAUGGACUGUAGUUAAAUGGGAGAAUAAAUGGAAGGGUACAUUGUAAAUUGUUUCCUUUUUCCUUAUCCCAUUUGUAAUAUGCAGUGUUAUACCCAGUACAGGUCAAUGGCUGUCAAUCAGUGGCUUUUUCUUGUUCUGUUACUUUACUCUUGCCAAACGGAGUACAAAUAAGUCUUAAUAAAAUACAGAAAUCAACUGAUGCGC